AUGACAGCUGCCCCAAAGGAGUGCGCGGGCACGGCCAUACCUGCGGACACUAAUCCUGGGAUUAAAGCCGAACAUAAAGAAGACCUUGGAGAUCAGAAUGACACGCUACAGGAAGAGAUGGACACGCAUCAUAACAUUCUGACCCAGCUGCUGGGUGAUUAUGACAAAGUGAAAGCCCUCUCGGAAGGCUCUGACUGUCGCUGUAAAUGUGUUGUCAGACCCCUGAGCAGGAGCGCCUGCCGGCGGAUAGAAGAGGGCAGCGGCACGGCGCAGGACUACUACACCAUAGAGACUAUCACCUCGGGGCCAGAGUGCAAGUGCGCCUGCAUCGCUCCUCCGUCGGCGGUCAAUCCCUGCGAGGGGGACUUCAGGUUGAAGCAGCUACGGGAAGCUGGGAAGGACAACAUCAAGCUCUCCUUGAUUACUGAAUUGCUGGAGGGAUCCUUCUAUGGCCUGGAUCUCCUGAAGCUCCACUCCGUCACCACUAAGCUCCUGGACCGUGUGGAAAACAUUGAAAAGAACCAAGCAGUCUCUCAGAACCACAGCCAGGAUGAGGCUGGUCCAGGCCAAGAGAAGAGACCCUCUAUCCAGCCACAGCAGGUGAAGGAGACACCACCCCCCUCGCUCCCCCUGAGGCAGGAGAAGAAGAGACUGAGUGAUGUGGCUACAGCCUAUCAGAAUAAAGAGGAGAGGCAUGAGGAGAGAUUUGAUGGAGGCCAUGAGUCCUCCAGACCCUUAAUUAAGACAGAUGCUUCAGGAUCAGGACCCAGCCCCACCCCCCAGGUGACUGCCCAGGUGAUCCCAGAGGUGACCCCCCAGGAUGGGGCCAGCCAAGAGAGCCAGGGGGUGUCCCAGGGGGUGAAGACUGGCCCCAAAGGGAUGGUGAUCAGGGGGAUGACCUUCUACAAAUUUGACCAAAUGGUGGCUGAUGACGGGGAACCAGGGGAGAAUUUCUUUGAGUAUGAUACGUUCAGUGGCGACGGCCCAGUCAACCUCCUCAUCGAGGAGCAGCUUAUCCAGCACAGAGCCCCUCAAAGAGCCAAAGAGAAGGCGGGACCAAGAGCUGCUCGGCCAAAGAGCAGAGACCAAGUGGGAGGGGCCAGUCAGAUCAGCCAAUCAACACAUGCCAUCCAAACGCAACCCGACACUGUAACAACAGUGACUUCUAAGACGACUGCAUCGCCCACAGGACAUACAGCAGAGGACCAGACGGUCACCGCCACCAGGAACGCUGAUAUUAACUCAACUAUGGCUGAGACCACUGGUCAGACCACCACUAGAGGAACUGAGAGGCCCGUCCCCCUGAUGGUCAAACCAGCCAGCAUCACUCAGACCACAGAGGGACCAGUCACUACAACAACCACUCAGGUAUCCAAGGAGACCAUGAGGUGGACGACAGUCAGACCGACUGACACACCUGUCAUGGCCUUGGAAAGCACUGGUUUGGAAUCACUAAGGGCCUUGGAAGUGAAAAACAAAAGACCAUCAGAGACCAUUGCAAGCACUAGUACAGUCGACAAGCUCGACACUCAACGACUAACAAUAACUACAGAGGCUUCGACCAUCAACACAAAGACCACUACAGUUGGCACGACAACUGCUGCCGUGACAAUAACUCCUAAAACGCCCACAACAACGGUUUUGCUAGCGACUACUACAUCGCCAAUGGAAAGCUCUAGGUUGACUUUGUCUCCCACAACACAGAGGCAGACCACCCCCUCCUCCACUAGACCACCAGCCACCACCACCACCACCUCUACUACCACCACCAUUGGUCAGCCUCAACCUGCCAGACGCAGAUACAGCAUCAGCUGGGAGGAGGAGGGGGGGAUCCCUGAGGACCCAAAGGAACCAGGGCAACAAACAUCCACCAGGAAGCUUGGAGAGUGUAAGGACACUCUGUCCACCAUCUCUGAGCCGGUCCUCCAUAACACCUACGGCCGGAACGAGGGGGCCUGGAUGAAGGAUCCUCUGGCCAACAACGACAAGAUCUACGUCACUAACUACUACUACGGAAACAACCUGCUGGAGUUCCGCAACAUGGAGACCUUCAAAUCAGGCCGCUUCACCAACUCCUACAAGCUUUCCUACAACUGGAUCGGAACGGGACACGUGGUCUACGACGGAGCCUUCUACUACAACCGCGCCUUCUCCCGUGACGUCAUCAAGUUCGACCUGCGUCUGCGCUACGUGGCGGCCUGGACCACGCUGCACGACGCCGUGUUCCACGAUGUCUCCACACCAUGGCAAUGGCGAGGUCACUCCGACGUCGACUUCGCAGUGGACGAGAGCGGCCUGUGGGUCAUCUACCCUGCACUGGACGAUGAGGGCUUCCUACAGGAAGUGAUCGUCCUGACGCGGCUGAACCCCUCUGACCUCAGCACCCAGAGGGAGACUACCUGGAGGACAGGCCUCAGGAGGAACCGCUAUGGGAACUGCUUUAUCGUGUGUGGCGUCCUGUACGCCGUCGACAGCUACAACGAGAAGGACGCCUACCUGUCGUACGCCUUCGACACGCACACCAACACCCAGAUGGUUCCCAGGAUGCCCUUCACCAACAACUACACCUACACCACACAGAUCGACUACAACCCCAAGGAGGGAAAGUUGUACGCCUGGGACAACGGACACCAGGUCACGUACAACGUCGACUUCGCCUACGUUUACCCCUUGUAAGAGGUCGGGAAAGGUCACUUUGUUUUUGUAUAAAAUAAUUACCAGAAGUGAAGAGAGCAAAGAGAUUCUAUGAGUUGAAGUGGAUUGUAGACCAGUCCUCCUGGCCACUCAUGUCAGCCUUUAUAAAGUCUUUAUAGAGCCUG
Messenger RNA from Salvelinus namaycush (lake trout), 2819 nucleotides. It is a transcript of the gene olfml2ba, whose product is annotated as olfactomedin-like 2Ba. The transcript is spliced from 9 exons. NCBI's taxonomy places the organism in Eukaryota, Metazoa, Chordata, Actinopteri, Salmoniformes, Salmonidae. The coding region runs from base 1 to 2676 and encodes 891 amino acids. The record is from RefSeq and is a predicted model, not a curated record. Gene Ontology annotation, biological process: signal transduction.